AUGGGAGCAGUAGUAUCAUUACCUUUGAUGCCAAUAACAUCAUUAGCGUCCUGUUGUGGAGCAGCCGCCUGUUCAGCCAUAUGUUCCCUGAUUGGAGGAACAUUCAAUUCAUCAAUCAUGACCAGAAUCACUUAUGCCUUCAUAUUAUUAAUUAAUUCAUUAUUAUCAUGGAUAGCAUUAUCACCAUUCAUAAUCCACAAAAUCGAGAAAGCAACAUUUGGAUUCAUUAAUAAUAAAUGUGGACCUGAUGGGAAUCAAUGUAUUAGUUUUUCAUCAGUUUAUCGAAUAAAUUUUGCCUUGGGAAUGUUACAUUUAUUAUUAGCCGGAUUAUUAAUAAAUGUUAAAUCUACCGCUAAUCCCCGAGCAGCACUUCAGAAUGGAUAUUGGAGAACAAAGAUAUUUGUCUGGUUAGGGUUAAUAUUUGUGAAUUUUGUACUUAUUCCUGAUAAUUUCUUUGUAUUUUAUGGAAAUCAUAUUGCCAUCAUAUUUUCUACUAUUUUCCUUGGGAUUGGAUUGAUAUUAUUAGUUGAUUUCGCUCAUGCAUGGGCUGAAACUUGUUUGGAAAAAAUCGAAAUGGAAGAAUUGACAGGAGAAGGUGAUGCCGGAUUUUGGAAGAAAUUAUUAGUUGGGGGGACAUUAAUCAUGUAUAUUUCAAGUCUUGUCUUGACUAUUAUCAUGUAUGUCUUUUUCGCCGGUAAUGGAUGUAAUAUGAAUAAAACAGCAAUUACCUUAAAUUUGAUAUUUUCAAUCAUUAUAUCCGCCAUGUCGGUUAACAAUACAAUUCAAGAACAUAAUCCUCAUGCCGGGUUAGCACAAUCGUCAAUGGUGGUGUUAUAUUGUACCUAUCUUGUCAUGAGUGCAGUUGCAUCCGAACCAGAUGAUAAAUAUUGUAACCCAUUGGUUAGAUCUAGAGGUACGAGAACCGUGAGUGUGAUUUUAGGUGCUAUGUUUACAUUCAUUGCUGUGGCAUAUACAACCACCCGUGCAGCAGCCAAUUCCGCUUUUAGUUCAGAAUCUGCUCCUGAAGAACUUAUGGGUUCAACCACCGGCACCACCUCGGAACCAACAAGAAGAAAUGAAAUGAGAUAUCAAGCUAUUAAACAAGCAGUAGAUGAAGGACUGUUACCUGAAAGUGCUUUGAAUCAAUUAGAUCUCUAUGAAGAUGAUUUAGGUAAUGGUGGUGGUGGUACUGGUGGUGAUGAAGAAAGAAGAUCAGUUCAAUAUAAUUAUUCAUUAUUUCAUAUUAUUUUCUUUUUAGCAACUCAAUAUGUUGCAACUUUAUUAACUAUUAAUGUUAAACAAGAUGAUUUAGGUGAUUUUAUUCCAGUAGGUAGAACAUAUUUUGCUAGUUGGGUAAAGAUUAUAAGUGCAUGGGUAUGUUUUGUUUUAUAUGGAUGGAGUUUAGUAGCUCCAGUUAUUUGGCCAGAUAGAUUUGGUGUUUCUUUGUAG
Messenger RNA from Hemisphaericaspora subhashii, 1449 nucleotides. RefSeq lists its product as uncharacterized. Gene Ontology annotation, cellular component: membrane. The transcript has a single exon. NCBI's taxonomy places the organism in Eukaryota, Fungi, Ascomycota, Pichiomycetes, Serinales, Debaryomycetaceae. The record is from RefSeq and is a predicted model, not a curated record. The coding region runs from base 1 to 1449 and encodes 482 amino acids.